AUGUGGCCUAAACGCAAGACUUCUGGUCAGGUUGACACUAAAGAAGAAAAGCCUCCCGAGAUUGACUCAGGAUGGAAGUCCUUGUUUGCGUUCACGACUCGAAGACAUCUACCGACUCUCAUACUCGGGUCUAUCUUCGCCCUGGUUGCGAGUUGUGUUACGCCGGCGCUCGCAGUCUUCCUCGGCAAUGUUUUUGAUGCAUUUAAUUCUUUUGGUGCUCAAAAGACCGAUGCCCAAGAGCUUAGCAACAAAAUUAUCACAAAUUGUUUCGGGAUGAUAGGACUGGGCACGGCUGGUUGGUUCUUGAACGGUGGAUACUAUGCUCUGUUCGUUGUGUUUGGGGAAAUGCAAGCCUGCAAUAUUCGAAGCCAAGUGUUUCUGAAGUUGCUCAGGCACGACGUUGAAUGGUUUGAGGCCAAAAGUGAAGGCUCAGGGGCAUUGCUGUCGGGAAUCCAAGCAUACAUCCACGAAAUGCAAAUGGCAACUUCGCAGCCGCUCGGCCUCGUACUACAAUACUCGUGCCGCUCACUAGCUUCGCUAGGACUAGGCUUUUACACAUCAUGGAGCCUCUCUCUAGUAACCCUUGCGGGCAUCCCCAUCUUUACUUCGAUUAUCGGGUUCCUCUCUUCCAGAAUGAAGUUCAGUAUCACCGCACAACAGGUCGAGCUCACGGAGGCUUCCAAAGUUGCUAACAAUGCAAUCACGAAUAUCGAUACAGUCAAAUGCCUCAAUGGACAAGCCUUUGAGCAUGGGAACUUUGCCGAGCGGAUUGAGAGAUCCGCCACACAUUACCUUCGACAAGCUCGGUUGAAUGCUUUACAAGUUGCGUUCAUCCGGUGGAUGAUGUUCGCUAUGUUUGUACAGGGAUUUUGGUAUGGAAGCUCGCUUGCUCGUGCUGAAAAGCUCACGUCGGGAGAAGUGCUCAGAACCUUCUGGGCCUGCCUGACCGCAGCCCAGUCCAUCGAGCAGAUUCUGCCGCAGAUGAUCGUAAUGGAAAAAGGGAAAGUCGCUGGAGUGGCCCUCAAAGCCAUAAUACAGAGCCACAGAGAAGAUAAUAUCAUUACUGGGGUGGAGGGAAAACGCUAUCCGGAGCAUUGCGAAGGUGAUAUCGAGGUCAAAAACGUAUCAUUUUCAUACCCCAGCCAGCCCGAUCAAUGUGUCCUCAAGCCCUCAAGCUUCUUCUUCCCUGCGGGAGAGACAACAUUUGUGAUUGGGAAAAGCGGCUCCGGCAAGAGUACUCUCAGCCAAUUGUUGAUGCGAUUCUACUUACCAACCUCCGGAGAUAUUCUAAUUGAUCACAUUCCAAUGCAAGAACUUGAUAUCAACUGGAUCCGGAACAACAUCACUCUGGUGGAGCAAAAGAGUGUUCUCUUCAAUGAGUCUGUCAUCACCAACAUCGCCUUUGGUCGCCAGGAUCAUGAAUCCGUUGGAGAGCAAGACGUCAAAAAUCCGAUUGAGCUAGCCAUGCUAGAGAACACGAUAGCUGGUCUCCCAAAAGGACUUGAUACCUGCGUAGGCCCGGGCGGAACAUUUUUGAGUGGUGGUCAAAGGCAACGAGUCGCAAUUGCUAGAGCAAAGUUACGCGACACCCCGAUCCUGAUCCUGGACGAACCCACUAGUGCUCUUGAUCACGAAAACCGAGUCGCAGUGAUGAAGGCAAUCCGUGAAUGGAGGAAAGGCAAGACCACCAUUAUCAUAACUCAUGAUAUGUCACAAAUACAGGAACGGGACUUCCUGUACAUCCUCGAACAGGGCUCAAUCGUGAAAUCAGGCUACAGAUAUGUAGUUGAGGCUAGUGCAGGGAGCGAGAAGUAUUUCCCUGCAAAGCUUAGGGAAAGCCGAGAGGACAAGACUAGGAAAAGCACAGCUUUGGAUGAUAUGGAUGAUGCGUGGGACGACUCAUCGUCGGAGGGCUGGGACAACUUACGGGUCCCAAUGGCUUCAUUCGGACUCCGUCGUUCCCGGACAUCCUGGGCGCAUGGCCAUAUCCCUCCAAGUCUUCGCUCAGGCUCACUGGACUUGACCUCCAGGCGCAAUUCGGAGUAUUUUGUCAGAGGUAGGGUUUCCCCCAGAUCGCCCUUGCAAGAUUGGAGCAAACGCUUGUCUUUCAUGGCAGAAGUACCAGGUUCCCGCAAAGACCCCAAAGGAAUGACCACCGAAUUUCCUGCGGAAGAAGUCGAACUGGUUCAGAUCGAUGAUCAUCGGUCCAGGUCGGAUCAAUGCCCUCCCCAACAUACUAGCGAACCUCCGUCGGGUCUAGAACACAGCAAAAAGUCACAUCGCCAUCGAAAGAAACCAAAAGAGUGGGACAUGGAGAAAGAGGAGAUGACGCCGCUCUCUCAUAUCAUGGGCACUAUUCUCUCGACUCUGACUCUUCGGCAGCGAGUCAUUCUCUUUCUAGGAUUCGCAGCAGCACUGGUCCAUGCAAGCGCAACGCCGAUGUUCUCAUAUUGUUUGUCGCAGCUAUUUGGAACGUUUUAUUCUGGAUCCAAUAGUGAACACUUAACAAUGACAUGGUCACUGGCUGUGCUAGGAGUGUCCUUCGGGGAUGGUCUUGCGUCCUUUUUCAUGCAUUACUUCCUGGAAAUAUGCGCCGAAGCUUGGAUGGACUCCUUUAGAAAGAAUGCUUUCCAACGUAUUCUCGAUCAGCCACGAGCAUGGUUUGAGAAGGAUGGCAAUGGAUCUUUGAGACUCACCUCAUCUCUCGACCAGAAUGGAGAAGACAUGCGAAACUUACUCGGCCGUUUUGCUGGCCUUGUGGUUGUUGCUGCUGCAAUUACUGUCAUGGCAAUUAUCUGGAGCUUGGUUGUCUGCUGGAAAUUGACACUCGUUGCUCUUUCGUGUGGACCGGUCAUCUAUGUGAUCACCCGGGGCUUUGAGGGAACCAAUGGAUUAUGGGAAAGACGAUGCAACGAUGCGAACAAUAUCGCCGCCGAUAUCUUUACUGAGGCCUUUUCGGAGAUCCGUACCGUUAGGACUUUGACACUUGAAGGACAUUUCCAUCGCAAACAAGCCAACGCGAUCGCACGGUGCUUGUUUCUGGGUUUGAAACGUGCCAUUUAUACAGGCAUGCUUUUCGGUCUGGUGGAAUCAACUGUCGUAUUUUCAACAGCUUUGAUCUUCUACUAUGGAGCGGUACUUGCAGCAUCUCGCGAGUUCAAUGUGAACGAUGUCAUGAUGGUCUUUUCAAUGCUCCUUUUCAGUAUUGGAUACGCAGCCCAGAUUCUCUCGUGGAUUCCACAAAUCAACGGCUCUCGGGAGAUAGCCACAAAUCUCAUUCGACUCGCGAGGCUACCACAAGAUGGAUCCCACGAGCAUCUUGGCAGCCUGACAGUUCCAAGUCUCACACCUAUCACCCUGACCAAGGUGAAUUUCCGAUAUCCCUCUCGGCCAAAUACCAUAGUUUUGAAGGACCUCUCAAUCUCAAUCCCACGCAAUUCCUGUACGGCGCUCGUAGGACGAUCUGGGUCAGGCAAAUCGACAAUCGCAUCGUUGCUCCUAGCGCUUUACGAGGCCCCGGUAUCCGCCACCGGGACAUCAACAGUGGCACUUGGUGGUGCAGAUAUUCUCCGCCUGCAUGUGCCGACUCUCCGCUCACAGAUCUCCAUCGUAUCGCAGCAGCCCACGAUUUUCCCGGGCACCAUCCAUGAAAACAUCAGUUACGGUCUUGACCAGUACUCACCCAUGGCGUCGUCGCACAGUGUCCGCACUGCAGCUCAAGGAGCAGGAAUAGAUGACUUCAUAUCUUCGCUCCCUCGGGGUUACAAUACUGUGAUUGGAGACGGCGGAGUUGGCUUUUCAGGUGGCCAAAAGCAGCGCGUAGUUAUUGCACGAGCUCUUCUGCGUCGACCCCAGAUCUUGAUACUUGAUGAAGCGACAUCUAGUCUGGAUCCCGCCGGUGCCGAGAUCGUGCGCCGAACAGUGCAAAAGUUAGUGGCUGAGCGUAAGGGGCUUACUGUCAUCAUUAUCACACACGCAAAGGAAAUGAUCGAGAUCGCAAAUCACGUCGUUGUGCUGGAUCAGGGAGUUGUCGUUGAGGACGGCCCAUAUCGAGUUCUGGCAAAAAGGAAGAAUGGAAAGUUAUACGCCUUGCUCAGUGAUCCAGAAGAAGUGGGUGGAUAG
Penicillium paradoxum is the source of this 4122-nucleotide messenger RNA. RefSeq names its product ABC transporter ATP-binding protein. Bases 1 to 4122 code for a protein of 1373 amino acids. The record is from RefSeq and is a predicted model, not a curated record. The transcript is spliced from 5 exons. NCBI's taxonomy places the organism in Eukaryota, Fungi, Ascomycota, Eurotiomycetes, Eurotiales, Aspergillaceae. Gene Ontology annotation, molecular function: ATP binding; ABC-type oligopeptide transporter activity; ATP hydrolysis activity. Gene Ontology annotation, cellular component: membrane. Gene Ontology annotation, biological process: transmembrane transport.